This is a messenger RNA of Paramecium tetraurelia, 629 nucleotides long. RefSeq lists its product as uncharacterized. Gene Ontology annotation, cellular component: membrane. The transcript is spliced from 4 exons. The record is from RefSeq and is a predicted model, not a curated record. Lineage: Eukaryota; Ciliophora; Oligohymenophorea; Peniculida; Parameciidae. Gene Ontology annotation, biological process: response to oxidative stress; mitochondrial respiratory chain complex I assembly.
AUGGGUCUUUGGGCAUGGACACUAAACUAAAUGUUAACACCAAAAUUUUGGACUUUAGUGAGAAGAGAAGGAUUCUGGUAAACAUACAUCAGAAUGCACAGAGCAUAAUCUAGAUCCAGUCAUUAUGCUGGAGGAUAGAAUGGACCGAUAUAAUGUGUAGGACAAGAUUAAUUUGGCAAUAAAUACUACGAAGAUUUUGAUGUCACACAUCGUAAUCAAAGAAGGUGGGUAGAAUAUAAUGACUACUUUAAUCCAUGGCAUACUCUUGGGGAUAGAGUCCCUCCUAUUUGGCAUGGUUGGAUGGCUCAUGUAUAUGAUGAAGCCCCAACUAGAACAGGUCAUUCACAUUUCGUUCAGCCAUUCUACUAAAAGCCAGCUACAGACAAUUAAUCUCCUACUCCAAAUCACUACUUUCCACAAGGAGCCAUGUAGAGUUUGAAUAGAUUGGAAUUCAUAAAGUAUCACAGAAAUAGAAGAGCAGCUCCAUUUGAACCAGGAUAAGCCUCAGGAUUUGAAGGAAAAAAACUAGUUGUUGAAAAAUAAACAUAUUCAGAGGAUGUAAUGGCUAGCAGAGAAUGAUUUAUUCAAAAGAAUAUUACAAAGUAAUUAAUUUUACAAAUUAUAUUAAA